Molecule: messenger RNA, 1800 nt
Organism: Thlaspi arvense
Lineage: Eukaryota; Viridiplantae; Streptophyta; Magnoliopsida; Brassicales; Brassicaceae
Source: the annotation of a GenBank genome assembly
AGAAAUUACGGGCGAGCGCGCGAGGAGGUUCGAAACGCCGCCAUGAGUGAAGCAGAUGCAACGGUGAUGGAAGUCGAAGGUGGAGGUGAGGGAGAGACAUUCGAGGUGGGGAAGACAUACGCGGUCACGCUGUUCACCGGAAUCGAGUUCAACGGGAUCGUCUUGGCUUAUGAUUCUAAUCCAAACUUCGUCAUUUUCCAUAUCCUCUCGAUGUUACUCGCAGCGCGUAACGGAACGAAGCCUGAAACUGGGAAAUCGAUGACCACACGGAUGGUGAAUGCGAAAUUCAUAACGAAGCUCAAGUUUCUGGGGAAAGUCAAGGAUCCGCUCGCGUCUAAAAAGCGUUUGGUUGAUCUUGAUGGACUACUAGCGAAAGAGGGAGACGCGAUUAGGGAGAUCGAGAAGAUUGGUGUUGGAGUUACCGCGGAGGCGCAGAGCAUCUUCGACGCGUUGUCUAAGUCGUUUGCUGUACAUUGGGAAAACACAGACAUUGUGGUAAUGAGAGAAGUGCGUGUUUGUAGCCCUUACCACCAUUCUGAUUGUGUCACUGGAGGAACAAAUGCCGCCAAGCAACGAGUCAAGAGAGCGGUAACUGAAGGUGGAGAGAGAGAAGUUGAAACUCAGUGGCACAUGAGGCAACUGAUAGAAAGGAAAUCGCUGGUGGAAUCUGAAUUCUUCCUAGAUCCUUACCAUAGCAACCCCAAUUGGUCGAUCCUCUACGGAGACCAUGGAUCGAUACAUUCUGGUUUGGAGGAACUGAAACUGGAUUUACCAGGUAAUACUUCUUUUGCGAGUUACUUUACUCAAAACAAGAUCAAGAAGAUUAGGGUUGUGGCUUGCACUGAUGGAUUGGUUUUGCUGCGACUCGAACCCGAUGACGAUGAGGACAGGAUGGCACGUUACUACGUUGGAAAUCCUAUGCUGCGACAGUUGAUUCAACUCCCUCCUCCUCCUUCUCUUCCUAGAAGGGAUUUGCCACGCCGUUAUGGUUUCUACGAUUCGGGCCUUGUGACACGAAAGCACAAUAGUACCCUCUUAGGUUACAAGGUGGUUCGGGUAGAUGGUGAAGCACUGAAGUUGGGUCUUUCUCAAACCUGGAGCUUUGAGAUCUUUUCAUCGGAUUCGGGUGAAUGGGAUGUCGUAAAAGUCUCUUGUCCUGGUGAUGGUGUUGUUAUGCUCAGCACAUACAGUCCGGUUUCUGUGAAUGGGAAACUUCACUGGCUUGAUCACACGGGCCGUAUUAUUGUCCAUGAUUUCUUCUCUCGUGAUGAUCAAGUUCGAGCCAUAAGCCUACCCGCCAGGAUGCAAGACAAUCUGUGGUUUCCAGGUGCGUUAAAGGUUUUUGCUCCUCUCCAUGCGGUAAGGUGGUCUGCACCACCUCGCAAGGAUCUUUUGUGCUUAUUGAUGCCUGGACUGAUGAAAGAUGUCAACAAGAGCUAUACCGUUAGGAUCUGGAGGCUCAAGUGUGAUUCUUGGAGCUUCGAAAAGGCACGGGAGAUCAACAUGGCCUGUGUAGGGGUUGGCCGUAGCUGUGUUCCAGUGGCAAUCAACGUUUUUGAUGUCGACAUCAUCUACCUAUGGGACUUUUACAGCAAAUGCUUCCUCGCUUGUAACCUUCGGACAAAUACAAAAUCUUAUGGAGCUCGUAAAGUUGGUACUUUUGUCCCCGAUGACCGCACUAUUCCAGACCCUUUUGAAGAUCAUAGAUAUGGUUUCGUAUACAAGGAAGAUACUUUAUGCUUCGAGCCACGUUUCUGCCUUUCCCAGUUUGUUCCGUCCUCGCAAGCCGUGCCUACGUAG